CAUAACGGUACACAUGUUGCUAUCGGAAAACGCGAGCGGCCCAAGUGGAAAUGUAGCCCAAUCCGUUCGCUUCAGGCUUUCCAUUUAAAGCGCUCCUCUCGCACACGCACAUACACACACAUAUACACACAUACGCACACCCGUAAGUCCGCACACACACACACACACCCACAAGGGUUCUCGGCUCUCGUACUCGAGCACGCACCACUACGGACGCAAGUGCACGGUGCUCGUGUAUCCCAGUGUAUCUCAGUAUUCAUCUCAGAUGGCAGACGGCGUGUCUGCUCAUUAAAAGAAACUCGCCAGAAACUGGCCCAGAACAGAUCCAAGUUGGAGUUCCAGGCAAACCAAGUUAAACAAAGCAAACGCCUAACCGAUGGCCAAUAAAAACAACAUGGAAUAUUGAAUGAAAUCGGCCGGCAUAUAUGCACAUGCAUUAGCAGAUAAUCAUCUUAGUUUUCCCCUUAAAGUCUGGAGUAUGGAUGAAAAUGGCGUGAGCUAUCGAUGGCUAUGAAAAGGGCCAAAAAGAAUAGUCCAAUCAAGUGACACUUUUGAAUAAAGAGAAAGCGAAAAACAUGCAUCACGAGGAAUCAUCAUUUCAAGGAUUUUUUUGCCAUCGGAUUGAGAGAUUAGAUGGGCACGAGCUGGAGCUAGAGCAGGAGCAGGAGGAUCGAGGGACUCAUACCCCGAGGAGAAGAGCUAAAGCCACAUCCCAAUCAUGGAAAUACACCUGUUCCAAAGCGUGGAGACAUUUACUCCUGCCGUUGUUAAUGCUCACGGGUAUUGCCCACACAUUGGGCACUUAUAUUGAACAGGAUGAGCUCAUGCAGAAUUUGGACCGUCCGGUUCCACUGACCACCGUGCAGGGUGUCCUCGGACGCCAGGCGAUGCUGCCCUGUGACAUCUCGCCGCAGGAGCGGGAUGACGCGGUCUACAUGGUGCUCUGGUUCCGCGAGGGUGACGGUGAACCCAUAUACAACUUCGAUGUCCGUGGCCGACAGUUCGGUCAGGCUCGUCUGUGGUCUUCACCCGCGGCCUUUGGCAGUCGCGCCCAUUUCAGCAGCACCACACAUCCCGCCCAGUUGAAGAUCGACAACAUCCGCAUCGAGGACGAGGGCGUCUAUCGGUGUCGCGUCGACUUCCGGAAUUCGCCCACUCGUAACCUAAAGAUUAAUCUCACCGUCAUAGUGCCACCAGACAGGCCGAUCAUCUACGGUCAGAAUAGGCACGAAAAGGCAGGAAAUGUGGAGUCCUUUAACGAGGGCAACGACAUUGUCCUCACCUGCGAAGUCUCUGGCGGACGUCCGCGACCCAACGUCACGUGGUACUUGGACAACACGGCCAUCGACGAAUCCUUUGAGCAGCGGGUCGACGGGAAGACUGUGAACCACCUGUCCUACCCCAAUGUGGGACGGCAGCACCUCAACUCCCGGCUGAUGUGCGUGGCCAGCAACACGAACCUGACGCCGCCCAAUAACAAGGUCGUCGUCCUGGAUGUCAAUUUGAAACCCAUGGCUGUGCACAUCCUCACCAAGGAUCGAUUCGUAUCCGCGGAUCGCACCUACGAUGUGGAGUGCAAGAGCUCUGGAUCGAAGCCGCCGGCGCUCAUCACCUGGUGGAAGGGCAGCAAACAGCUGAAGAAGCUAACCAAGAAUUUUAAUGAACCCGAUAAUCAAUCUCUAAGUAUCCUGACGUUUACGCCCGGACGCGAGGACGAUGGCAAAUAUUUAACAUGUCGGGCAGAAAAUCAAUUCAUCGACGGCAGCGCCAUCGAGGACAAAUGGCGACUCAUUGUCCAUUACCAGCCCACCACGACGCUCAAGAUUGGCUCCUCGCUGAAUCCCGAUGACAUCAAGGAGGGCGACGAUGCGUACUUCGAGUGCAUUGUCCUGGCGAACCCGAAGCCGUACAAGAUGUCCUGGUUCCAUAACGGCAAGGAGCUGCAGCAUAACAUCUCCGCGGGCGUUAUCCUUUCGGAUCAAUCCCUGGUCCUCCAGAGCGUCUCACGUGCCUCGGCCGGCGACUACACCUGCCUGGCUGUCAACUCGGAGGGCAAGGGCCCCAGUAAUCCGGUCACAUUGCGCAUACGCUAUGCCCCGAUCUGUGCUACGGACCAUGAGGAGCUCCUGGGCGCCCUUAAGCACGAGACCCUGCCCCUGAAAUGUGAAGUGGAUGCCUCGCCGCCGGCAGAUUCCUUCCAUUGGACCUUCAACUCAUCCGGUGAGCAAACGGAGCUGCCAGCCCGCCUGCACUCGAGCGAGACGGGCAUGUCGCGAUUGAACUACACGCCGAGCACGGACCUGGACUACGGCACCAUUUCCUGUUGGGGCAAGAACUCCAUUGGCAUGCAGAAGAGUCCCUGCGUGUUCCAGAUUGUGGCAGCCGGUCGACCCUUUCCCUUGCAGAACUGCUCGGUGACCAAUCAGUCGGUGGACUCGCUGCAGGUCGAUUGCCUGGAGGGAUUCGAUGGUGGUCUUCCCCAAGGAUUCAUGCUGGAGCUGGUGGAGUUGAAUACGCUGCGAUUGGCCAGGAACAUCACGGUUUCGCACACACCGGUGACCUUUGUGAUAGACAAUCUGGAUCAGGCGGCCACCUAUCGCAUGGUGAUAUUCGCCGUUAAUGCCAAAGGUCGUUCCGAGCCCACCAUAAUCGACGACAUCAACUUCAAGGGCGUGGCCAAGUUCACAGGCGCCUCCACCGGGCUGUCGAUGCCCCUCUCUCCGUUCCUGGCGGGCCUGACCCUUUUCUGCGGCCUGCUCUUCGCCAUCUUCUGCAUCAUGAUGGCGGCCAUCUACCGGAGGUUCUCCAAUCGGCGCAGCGACAGCAACCUGAAGGUGGCCAAGCACACGCAGCUGACGAUACCGGCGGACUGCCAGCUGGACCCGCUGCAUCCCGGCGUCCAGACGGAUGGCUCCGGCAACAACCAUCAGCCGCACCACAGCCUCCUGCCCAUCAAUUGCGAUGGCGCCGCACUGGGCGAUGUGGGUGGUGGCGGUGUCGGUGUCGGUGUGGGAGGCAGUGGUGGUGGCCUCGGCAUGGGACUGGAUGGGGGCAUGAAAGGCAAUUCACCGAUGGGUGGAUUGGUAACCCUGCCAGGGGACACAAUGCGCUCCACGGCUCGUACACGGCAUAGUCCGAUGGCCGACCAGGCCGAAAUAGAUGACACCGAUCCGGAUGUAAUACCAAAUCAGUAUGAAAAACGUCCGCUGAAAAGCCUGGUUUCCCCACCGGGCUUUGCCAGCCCCUCGAACCGCCUGAUGCAGCGCGAUUACCUGCGGGAAACGGAGCUGGCCAAAGGUGGUAGCGAUGGUGGCCUGGGAGCGGCCGAAGGACUGUCCAGUAUUGGACUGAUGAGCAGCUCCGGGAACGAGGUGCUUCACUAUACCUUCCGCCCCAGCAAGCAAAUUAGCUAUGCUACACUGAACAAAAAGGGCAUCACCACCUGCAGUCCGCCGCUGGGCUCGCUGAACUACAAUGUGAGCACAUCGACGCCCUCGUCCUCAUACCACCUGACACCGCAGCCCAUGGAGGUGAGUCUCCUGAGUCCGAACAAUCCCUCGGUGACGUCGUCGCUCAGCGAAUACCGAUUCCGGACAGGGCCGGAGAUCGUGACCACCUCGAACCGCAUACAGGAAAGUUGUAUAUAAAGCAAGCAAAUCCGAAUCCAAAUCCAAAUCCCAACACCCAUACUUACUUCUGAGUGUACAAAACCAAAUGAUAUAGCGUGGCAAGUGUAUUAAUACAUGAGUAUCGUACCGCAUCGUAUCGAAUAAUAUCCUAGCAGCUAGACGUACUUAUUCGCAUGGUUUGAGGAAAGACUUCUCCUAGCUCGUAAGCAUCUUGUGUACUUAUGCAAUGCCAAAAGUGUAACUGCAAUACACUCGUUUUGUAAAUAAUCGUUGUCAUCUGUUGUUGUAAUUAGGCCCUAAGCCCUAAGUCCUAAGCCCUAAGUCCUAAGCCCUAAGAGAGAUAUUCUGGCCGUGAACGAGAACAACUACUACUUGAGAACAUAUCGUUUACUGUUUCACCCACAUACCAUAUCCUCCUUCCGUAUCCGUAUCCCUAUCCCACACAUAUCCCCCGAGGGUAUCCGAUAUAUCAAAUUGCUGUCAAUCUUAACAUAUCGCCGACAUCCUAACGCUCGCUAAGCUAACCCAUGGUCAUUGUUGUGCGCCAAAAAAACAAACAGCUAAAAUAGCAACUGAGCCAGCCGAUUGCAAACUUAUUUACGCCAUAUUUAGUAUACCAAUAAACGUAUAUAUAUAUCCAUUUAAUCUGAACAGGACCUGCACUCUUCCAGAGUUCCCGGCAGAGUUCUGCGGGAGUCGCAUUUGUGAGAAUAUCAUGUCCAUAUCCUCUAUGAAAAGUAUUACCUAUUGAUUUUCGUUUCGAUUAACUCGAGUGUUUAAGUGUAGCUACCGCGUACGUGUAUUUAACUAGCGCUAAGUAGUCCUAAGUAUCGGUCUAAGCGAAGUGUACAUACAUGAUUAUACAGCAGGCCGAACUCUGGGAAUCCCCCCAGUACCAGUUCCAAGUUGAGUCCCUAUCCCAGUCCCGAUUCCUAUCCCUAUAAUUUGUAAUUUGUAAUUGUCUAACCGCUCCAACCCGAUAACUGUAAACUGUACAUAGUUCAUAAUUUAUUGUGAGGACGAGAGUCGGGCCGUUCGAGUACGUGGUACGAUGUGUUGCCCCCAUCUAGAGUAAAUUAAGCAUUUAUAGAACAAUUGCUAGGCCGCAACACAGGUACAAAAUCUUCGGAGCGAUCC
Molecule: messenger RNA, 4766 nt
Organism: Drosophila serrata
Lineage: Eukaryota; Metazoa; Arthropoda; Insecta; Diptera; Drosophilidae
Gene: side-IV
Product: sidestep IV transmembrane protein
Molecular function (GO): protein binding
Source: RefSeq, a predicted model, not a curated record